AGCGGCGCAUAUCUUUCGAUAUCCCAAAUGUCGCUGAAGUUAUCUGAUCUCUUACCUGCACCGUCUUCUAUCACAGACGAGUACUCACAGGUCCGAAGAGAUCCAUGGUUCCGCGGAAGAGAGGAUGCAUUACCCACAACAACAGCUAUUGUAGUAAAGGAGCCGCCACCAUAUGGGAAACGUCAAGGGUUCAAACCACGUACACCUGAGGACUACGGCGAUGGUGGAGCAUUUCCGGAGAUUCACUUUGCCCAGUUUCCGCUUGGAAUGGGCAUGGGAGAACGAAAAGGAAAAAAUGAUGGUCAAAUUGCUUUGCAGUAUGAUGCAGAUGGUAAAUUGAGGCAUGAUGCCAUUGCUAGGAUAGGCCACACAAAAGAUAAGAUUGUUUAUACAAAGCUGAGCGAUAUGCGCGCGAAAGUGUGGGACGAGGAUGACGAGGAUAUCCAACGACCUGAUGAGGAAACAAUUGCUGAGCAGACGGAGAAGACGAGAUUGGCCCUGGAGAAAAUUACAGAGAGCAAGGUUGCAUCAGCUUUACCUGUUCGACACGCUGAGAAGCAAGCGCCUCCGCAGUAUAUCAGAUAUACACCUAGCCAACAAAGUUCCUUACAUGCAGGAGGUUCACAGCAGCGCAUCAUCCGGAUGGUUGAGGAGCAGAAAGAUCCUAUGGAACCACCGAAGUUUAGAAUCAAUCAGAAAAUCCCAAGAGCGCCCCCUUCACCCCCAGCACCAGUUAUGCACAGUCCUCCACGGAAGGUUACUACAAAAGAUCAAAACGAUUGGAAAAUACCACCUUGCAUUUCCAACUGGAAAAAUCCGAAAGGUUUUACGGUGUCUUUGGACAAGAGAUUGGCAGCUGAUGGUCGAGGAUUGCAACAGACCCACAUUAAUGAAGGUUUCGCGAAAUUAUCUGAAGCCUUGUACAUUGCUGACAGGAAGGCUAGAGAGUCCGUGGAAGCCAGAGCACAGCUGGAGAAAAGAGUGGCGCAACAUAAGAAACUUGAACAAGAAGCUCGAAUGCGCGAAAUGGCGGCGAAGGCUCGACAGGAGCGUGCUGGUAUAAGAAAGAAGGGUGAAGACGAAGAUGAAGCUGUGAAAGCGAGAGAAGAGAUCAGACGAGAUCGAUUGGAUGACAUUCGUAAAGAAAGGAAUAUUGCUCGCAAUCGUCCCGAUAAAGUGGAUAAACUCAUGCGGGAUCGUGAUCGCGAUAUCUCAGAGAAGAUCGUCUUGGGAUUACCUGACGCGAAAGUUCGAUCCAGUGAGACUCAGUUUGAUCAGAGGCUGUUCGAUCAAAAUAAGGGUUUGGACAGUGGAGCAAUGGACGAUGAAACGUACAACCCGUACGACAAAGCUUGGCGUGGUGGAGACAAUGUGCAACAACAUAUCUACAGACCUAGCAAAAAUAUCGACAAAGAUGUUUACGGUGAUGAUUUGGAUAAAAUCAUAAAUACCCAACGCUUUGUUCCGGAUAAAGGAUUCUCUGGAGCUGAAGGAAGUUCACGUGGUGCUGGCCCCGUUCAGUUCGAGCGCGAACAAGAUGUGUUCGGUUUGGGUGACCUUUUCCAACAAGUGAAGAACAAACGCGGAGAUUGUAUUGCUACUCUUGAUCAAAUGAAGCAGCAUCUCUUCUGCAUUCUCUUUCCCGCCGUCUGUUCCUUGUUGACGUGUUGUAUAACUUAA
Messenger RNA from Cylicocyclus nassatus, 1680 nucleotides. The record is from the annotation of a GenBank genome assembly. NCBI's taxonomy places the organism in Eukaryota, Metazoa, Nematoda, Chromadorea, Rhabditida, Strongylidae.